Cucumis melo (muskmelon) is the source of this 1076-nucleotide messenger RNA. RefSeq names its product methylesterase 10. Gene Ontology annotation, biological process: jasmonic acid metabolic process; salicylic acid metabolic process. Gene Ontology annotation, molecular function: methyl indole-3-acetate esterase activity; methyl jasmonate esterase activity; methyl salicylate esterase activity. The record is from RefSeq and is a predicted model, not a curated record. Bases 104 to 937 code for a protein of 277 amino acids. The transcript is spliced from 3 exons. Lineage: Eukaryota; Viridiplantae; Streptophyta; Magnoliopsida; Cucurbitales; Cucurbitaceae.
AGAAAUUUCCCCUUUCUUCCAAUACAUUUGCCUUUAAAUAAAUAAGUAACAACAACAACCAUAUUACCAAUAGCAUACACUAUAGAGAUAGAGAAAGCUAACGAUGAAUAAUAAUAAUAAUCUUCACUUUGUUUUGGUUCAUGGGGCUGGCCAUGGUGCCUGGUGUUGGUUCAAACUUCUCAGCCUUCUCCGCUCGGCCGGCCACCAUGCUACUGCCAUCGACCUUGCCAGCGCCGGUACCGACCCGACCAAGUUGGAUGAUGUGGCAUCUAUAGAGGAGUAUGUUGAGCCGUUGAUGGAGUUUAUUGAAGUUCUUCCUCUACAACAAAAAGUGGUUCUUGUAGGACAUAGCUAUGGCGGAUUGUCGAUCUCUUUGGCUAUGGAAAAAUUCGCACAUCGGAUUCUUGUUUCUGUUUUUGUUACUGCUUAUAUGCCUCACUUCCUUUACUCUCCGGCUACUUUAUUACAAAAAUUAUUUAAGAGCCUUUCGGUGGAGACUUUGAUGGAUUGUGAAUUUAAAUUUGGCGAUGAUCCAGAAAUGCCAACUUCUGUUGUUUAUGGUCACAACUUUUUGAGAGAAAAGUUAUAUAAGAAUUGUUCCCAGGAGGAUAUAGAGUUGGGGAAAUUGCUGGUGAGGCCAUUCAAGAUGUUUUUCGAGGAUUUAUCCAAGGAAUCCGUUGUAACCGAAGCGAAAUAUGGGUCGGUUAAUAGGGUUUUUGUGUUCUGUGAAGGAGAUGAAGUUAUGGAGGGUAGAUUCCAAAGGUUGAUGAUAGAAGAAGUUCCACCAAAAGCUGUGAAAUAUAUUUAUGGAGGAGGCCAUAUGGUUAUGCUCUCAAAACCCACCCAACUUUAUCAACAUUUGGUUGAAGUUGCUGAAAGUUUUAAUUCAACAAAUCAAUGUAAUGACGACCAUGAUCAAGUCUUUAGUAACCUUUGAUAUAUAAACUAGCUGUGUCCUUAAUUAAUAUCCCUUUAGUUACAACUUCCCUACCAAAUAAAGAUGGUGCGAGCAAUAUAAUUCUCAGAAAAAAAAAAUCAAGAAAUUUCAAUUGCUAAGCAAAUAUUUAUAAAUUAAA